Stegastes partitus (bicolor damselfish) is the source of this 1107-nucleotide messenger RNA. RefSeq names its product ChaC, cation transport regulator homolog 2 (E. coli) (gene chac2). The coding region runs from base 221 to 763 and encodes 180 amino acids. Gene Ontology annotation, biological process: glutathione catabolic process. Gene Ontology annotation, cellular component: cytoplasm. NCBI's taxonomy places the organism in Eukaryota, Metazoa, Chordata, Actinopteri, Pomacentridae. The transcript is spliced from 3 exons. Gene Ontology annotation, molecular function: glutathione specific gamma-glutamylcyclotransferase activity. The record is from RefSeq and is a predicted model, not a curated record.
CGGAAGCAGGGAUAUUUACGUAACCUGCAUGACUUUACAAUUUGCCCCCGGGGACGGAGCGGCUUGAGGCGGUCCCGCUGCCUUUGAACCUCGUCUUGCAGGUGAACAUGCCGGUCAUUGUAACGCUGCUACCGCCGUCACAGCUGCCAGAGUAGAAACCGGUCGCUCCGCUCCAACCGUCCUCCGCCGCGCUUUGCUAGCGCUAGCUUAACGUCUUGUCAUGUGGGUCUUCGGCUACGGCUCCCUGAUAUGGAAAGUGGAUUUUCCUUACGAGGACAGGAGAAUCGGUUUUAUCAAAGGCUUCAGUCGUCGGUUCUGGCAGGGCAGCACCGACCACCGGGGAGUACCGGGCAAGCCUGGCCGAGUUGUGACACUUGUGGAGGAUCCAGAGGGCUGCGUUUGGGGCGUCGCCUACAAGCUGCCGACGGGCCGCGAGCAGGAGGUGAAGAGCUACCUGGACUACCGAGAAAAAGGCGGCUAUCAGGUCAUCACGGUGGCCUUCCACCCCCGUCCAGCGCUCGCCCCCUCGCCCGACCGCACGCUGCUCUACAUCGGCUCUCAGGACAAUCCCGACUACCUCGGGCCGGCGCCGCUGGAGGACAUAGCCAACCAGAUCAUCAGCUCCACCGGUCCGAGCGGGAAAAACACAGAAUACCUGUUUCAGCUGGCUGACGCAGUGAGGACUAUUCUGCCCGAGGACUCCGACGCGCACCUGUUUUCUCUGGAAACUUUAGUAAGAGAUCGGAUGAACAGGAUUCAAUAAGACUUGACCCGUUAUUUAUACACCAGCCUGUAAUUGUCAAAUAAUCUCAGGGUUUAAGAUGCACAAAUACACAAAGGUACAAGAAAUAUGUCGACCUUGUUACUGUCACACUGUCAGCAUUGUGUUCCAUGAUGGAAAAGAUUAAUAAAGCUGUUUGAAAACAGACAAAAGACGUAAACACGUGAAGUGUAACCGGCAUCAGAACGACAUAUUGUGUAAAUCACAAAACAUGCUUUAAAUAAAGCAGCAUAAAGGAAGAAUUCUGAUGUUUUUCUGUGCAGCAUCUAACAGCCGAGUUUAAACAAGCAACUGUUAAUGUUGGAAAAGACAAUCUUACAUGGUUA